Messenger RNA from Monosiga brevicollis MX1, 2327 nucleotides. RefSeq lists its product as uncharacterized. NCBI's taxonomy places the organism in Eukaryota, Choanoflagellata, Craspedida, Salpingoecidae. The record is from RefSeq and is a predicted model, not a curated record. The transcript has 8 exons. Gene Ontology annotation, biological process: protein phosphorylation. Gene Ontology annotation, molecular function: NAD+ poly-ADP-ribosyltransferase activity; ATP binding; protein kinase activity. Bases 1 to 1965 code for a protein of 654 amino acids.
AUGAGUGAUGAUGGAAAGCAGCUGUACUGGGCGUGUUGGUCAUCAGAUCCACAAAAGGCGCUGCAGCUGGUGACCAGUUGGGACCAACAACGUAUACGAGAUGCUGCCCAAUACAAAGAUACGCAUGGCUAUACACCACUGCACGGGGCCUGCCAAAACGGUCAUGUCAAGGUGGUGGAGAUGCUGUUGAAGCACGGUGUUGAUGCUAAAGCCAAGACCAGGGGUGGUGAUACACCACUGCACUUGGCCUGCGGUAACGGUCAUGUCAAGGUGGUGGAGAUGCUGUUGAAGCACGGUGUUGAUGCUAAAGCCAAGGACAGGAGCACCCUGGGAGCGCGCCUCCGCACUGUGCUUGGGCCCAACCUUCCAGCCAGCCUGAUCUUGGAGGCCAUGACCGAAGUAGACCAGGGCUUGACGCUCUCCAGCCUGGGCCAGCUUGAUCUUCAUUACAACCAAAAUCACAAGGUCUACAAGGCCCGCGCCGCGCUACCAGAAUCUGAGGAACAAGAUUUGGCUGUGAAAGAGUACGCUUUUGCCCGGCAACACAAGCAGGACCAGUGCCGUACAUUCCUGCGCGAGCUUCGCGCCAUGCGCCAGCUUGAGCACCCACACAUCAUUCCGGUCCUUGGCGCGCUCGUGGACGUGCACAGUGGCCACCCCAGCGCCUACUUGGUGCAGCCGUGGUGUACACAGGGUGACUUGCAGCAGUGGCUCGGCAAGGCGCGGCAUCUGGCCACCUCGACCGUCGUUGCGAGUUUGAUGACGCAGCUGCGCAUGGCCCUGGCGUUUAUGCAUAGCAAGGGCCUGGUGCAUCGGGAUGUCAAGCUGAGCAAUGUGAUGCUGGACGGUGACGAGGACCAACCUGUUGUGCGGCUCGGCGAUUUCGACAUUACCAAGGCUGCCGCUGAAGCCACAAUGCUACCAUGCACGGCCACUGCAUCGUCAGGCACGACUGGCUAUGUAGCACCGGAGGUGCUAUUUGGAAUGGGUCGUGUAGGUGCACGACCGGCACAGGAUGCCUUUUCCUUUGGCUGCGUUCUCUACAACACGUACAUGUAUCCACAAACGGUGCCGCCUGCUCGUUUACCCACGGAUCAGCUUGUUGACAAAUGCACAUGGGAUGCAGGAGCAGAGAAUGCAAAUUUCGGUUUUACGCACUUGGCGACUGAGAUGUGCGAUUCGUCGAGUGAUUUGUACAAGGAAACGCGGGCUUUGCUUGCAACAGAUCCGAAGCAACGGCCAAGCCUUUUCAGCGCCCGGAACAUCGCGCAGCAGCCUGCCUUGGCCCAAGUCGGGCCAGCCAUUGAUGUCUUGCGCGACGCGCCCGAGCUCAUGUCAGAGGUGGGUGAGCUACUGAAGCAGCUGAACACCGAUGGACGGGAACCAGCGAAUAUUGCAGUGCAACGAGUGGAGCGCGUGCACAACCCCGUGCUGUGGGAGCGCUACAGCGUCAAGCGACGCGAAAUGUUGCAUCGCAUCAAAAGUCAGGAGCAGUGCACCCAGAUUCAAACGGCCACAUCAGAUGCGCCUUCGGGCUCUCCAGCGCUGCUUCGCGAUACAUCCUGUCAAGAGCGCCUGUUGCUCCACGGCAUCGCCCCUGACACAAUGUUGCGCGACAAGAUUGUGCGCCUGGGCCUUGACUAUCGCUUUGCCGGCAACAGUGCCGGCCACCGCUUUGGUCUCGGUGUUUACUUGGCGGACCAUCCCGGCAAGAGUCAUCAGUACGCCGGUGCCGGACCCAACGGCGAACGAAUGCUCGUCAUCACGCGAGCACUCCUGGGCCAUGCCCAUGUCCAUCCAUCGCCUCCUUCUGGGGCGCUGGCACCUCCGCUCCUGCCCAAUGCGCCCAACAACGAGCGGUAUGACUCGGUUGUCGCGACACCCUCUGGGCAGUUCCAUGAGGUGAUUGUGUUUGAGAAUGCCCAAAUCUAUCCGGAGCUGGUUGUAUACUACACGGCCAAAUAGGAUGAGCCGGACUAGGUGCUAGUUUGUUGUGAGCGGCAAAUCCUUUGUUCAGUUGCUUUUCCACACAAUCUGCGUUAUCGAUGAGGGGUCUUGCCACAGGAGCCCCUAUGGAGCUGACAUGACUUCAUUUCCUGACUAACAUACGCACCGAGACGUACUGAGCCGUGUCCUCCCUUUUGGGGGCACAUGCGUCGCCCGCGCGAGCUUCGUGUACCUUGCAAUGUCUUGGCAGACAGCCUUGUCUGAUAACCUUGUGUUCACCGUUAUUCGUUGUUUUUUGUUUGUUUGUUGUAACACCUCUUGGUCUGGUCACUGUGAAUGCUUGCCGACCGCAGCUGGUUCAAUUGACCUCGAGAAAUUUU